This is a messenger RNA of Phytophthora sojae, 618 nucleotides long. RefSeq lists its product as hypothetical. Bases 1 to 618 code for a protein of 205 amino acids. The record is from RefSeq and is a predicted model, not a curated record. The transcript is spliced from 3 exons. NCBI's taxonomy places the organism in Eukaryota, Oomycota, Peronosporomycetes, Peronosporales, Peronosporaceae.
AUGGCGGGCAAGCAGUUCUACAACCACGAGAUGUACGGCAGUCUGCGCAAGGGUGGUGCCGUCGACUUGUUGUCCAUGGAGUGUCUGGGCCUCAUGGCCGCCAUCUUCACGCCCAUGCUGUCGUACCAGGCGCUGGUCGUGCAGGCGCAGCUCAUGUACAACACGCAGCUGGGAUUGGUCUCGUCGCAGAUCGUGGCGGUGGAGCGCCUCAUCCAGAUGCCAGUGGCACCGAGUUUCCUCGUGGGGCUGCUCUUCGAUUGCUACCCGAUCAUGGGGCUCCGGCGCAAGGGCUACAUGAUCUUCGGCUGCAUCUUCAACGCCGUCGCGGUGUUCAGAAUCGCUGGUGUUAGUGCGUCUUUGGGUGCUGAUUCGACAAGUAACAGCAUGGUCAUCCUGGUGCUCGUGCUCGUGGCGCUGUACUCGCAGCGCGACCGCGGCGCCAUCCCGGCGUCGUACUUGAUUUUCCGCCGAUUCGUGUUCAUCUUCACGUCGGUGCUGUUGUUCCUGGCGCUGGCCACGGGCUCGGAGCCGUCACCAAGCAUCCGCGACUUACAGUACGAGAAGCUGGGGAGCGGCAUCUGCUAUGAGGUGGCGGACGAGCAGGUCAAGAAGGCCUAG